UAAAAGAAGAUUCAAGCGCAGCCUCCGAGGAGAGCGAGAGAAAGUGUUUCUUUUACUGUCUAUGGAGGAAGUUGAUUCCACCUGGAGCAACUUGACGUGACUUGUCAACGUUCGGAGAGAACCGAGUCAGACCACAAAAUGAGGCGCAAAGAGAAGAGAUUGCUGCAGUUUGCUGGUUUGCUUAUUGCAGCCCUUCUUUUUUUGCCUAACGUGGGGUUGUGGUCUUUAUAUCGAGACCGAAUGUUUGAAAACUCGCCCGAAAUAGUUGAAAGACCGGGCGACAUCUCCUCCCACAUGCAGCAGGCGUUGCGGAGGGACGGACUGCGGAGGAAAGACUGGCACGAUUAUGAGACCAUCAGAAGGGACGCAGCACGGACAGGUAAUGGAGAACAGGGUAAACCAUUUCCCCUGACUGAUGCGGAUCGUGUGGAUCUGGCGUACCGUGAGAAUGGCUUCAAUAUUUACGUCAGCGACAGAAUAUCACUCAACAGAUCGGUACCUGACAUCCGACAUCCAAACUGUAAGACUAAACUGUACUCUGAGAAGCUUCCAAACACCAGUGUUGUGAUCCCCUUCCAUAACGAGGGAUGGUCAUCGCUGCUCAGGACUGUCCAUAGCAUUCUCAAUCGGUCACCUCCACAGCUCAUCGCAGAGAUCAUUCUGGUGGAUGACUUCAGCGAUAAAGAGCAUCUGAAGUCUUCUCUAGAGGACUACAUGGCUCGGCUGCCAAAGGUCCGCAUCCUGCGCACCAAGAAACGGGAAGGACUGAUCCGGACACGUCUGCUUGGGGCGGCUGCGGCCAAGGGUGAAGUCCUCACCUUCCUGGACUCACACUGCGAGGCCAACGUGAACUGGUUGCCCCCUCUGCUUGACCGUAUUGCCCAGAACCGCAAGACGAUCGUGUGCCCGAUGAUCGAUGUGAUCGACCACGAUAACUUUGGCUACGAGACGCAGGCCGGGGAUGCCAUGCGCGGGGCGUUUGACUGGGAGAUGUACUACAAGCGCAUCCCCAUCCCCUCAAAGCUGCAGAACAGCGACACCAGUGAGCCCUUUGAGUCCCCUGUGAUGGCUGGCGGUCUGUUUGCUGUGGACAGGAAGUGGUUCUGGGAGCUGGGAGGAUAUGACACGGGACUAGAAAUCUGGGGAGGCGAGCAGUAUGAGAUCUCAUUCAAGGUGUGGAUGUGUGGGGGUCGAAUGGAGGACAUCCCCUGCUCUAGAGUUGGACACAUCUACAGGAAAUAUGUGCCAUACAAGGUUCCCGGAGGUGUCAGCCUAGCCAAAAACCUGAAGCGUGUGGCUGAGGUGUGGAUGGACGAGUAUGCGGAGUACAUCUACCAGCGCCGGCCAGAGUACCGACACCUCUCUCCCGGAGACACCACCGCCCAGAAGGAGCUGCGCUCACGGCUGCACUGCAAGAACUUCAAAUGGUUCAUGACGGAGGUGGCAUGGGACCUGGCCCUCCACUACCCACCUGUGGAACCGCCCGCUGCAGCCUGGGGACAGCUGAAGAACGUGGGCUCUGGCUUGUGUAUGGAGACCAAGCACUUUGCCUCUGGCUCACCUGUGCACCUGGAGGUGUGUGGGAAAGGACACGGAGACUCCAGCUGGACCCACGGACAGGUGUUCACGUUUGGCUGGCGUGAGGACAUUCGUGUGGGCGACCCGCUGCACACCAAGAAGGUCUGCUUCGACGCCAUCUCCCACAACAGCCCCGUCACGCUCUACGACUGCCACGGCAUGAAGGGCAACCAGCACUGGCGCUACAGGAAGGAUAAGAGUCUGUAUCACCCCAUCAGUAACAGCUGCGUAGAGAGCAACGCUGCUGAGAAGCGCGUGUUCAUGAACACCUGUGACCCCCUCGCUCCCAGCCAGCACUGGCAGUUUGAGAAGACCAACUCCUCCGUGCUCGAGCGCUUCAACCUCAACCAGCACUGACUAGAACUGAUUGACCAGGACUGACAUGACCAACCAGCAAUACAAAGUAGUGCCGAGCGAGACAGUGGACAACACAAUGGGGACGGGGGAGUGAUGGACAGGGCGUGUUCAUUAAGCGAAGACACCAAGUAGGAUUGGUGAAUAAUGGACACUGCUCCGGCUCGCCCAAUCGGAUCCUCCCAUCUCCUCUGACACGGUCGGGCGCUGGCUUUUCCACUCGGGUUUGUCCCGUGUGUGUGUGUGUGUGUGUGUGGCUCUUCCCCCUGAUUUGGUCUCUCGGCUUCAUCUCCAUGGAUGUGUCCCUCAACAUGUGGUCCUGCCGUUUCCUUCUUCUUUUCGAGGAGAAGACACUUUUUUUGAUCACGGUUUCUCCUCCAUGGCCCCAAGACCAUCUUUUGAUUUCCUUGUUGUUGUUUUCUGCUACCUUGUCCAUCCUAGUGUGUCAGUAUUGAUUGACCACACAGAAGGUGGGCAUUGUGUACAGUGGAUGUCAAGGUUUUUCUCUUCAUUUUCGCUAACCUUUCCUUUCCUACAGUAUGUGUUCCUUCCAUGCAGUAACCCAGCCCAGAUGCCAACAUGUGAGUUUGAGGCCCUCAUAGUGGCCUGAAAGGGUGUUUGUCUCUCCUUUUAUUUACUUUACUUCUUUCUUCCCUUCCUUCCUUAUUCCCUCCAUUUUCUCUCUCUUUCCCAAACAACAUGGCGGUCAGCACCACAGAAAUGGGGCACAGAACAGUCUAGAAAAAUGAGGAUGGACGUCAUACUGUAUCUCCAUCAGGUCUUGAGCCUUUAAGGUUUUUAAAUGGCUAGUGAGGUAGAAUGAAGCCACAGUGCCUUACAGCUUAUAAACGGCUUCAGCAAGUAUGCUUUCCUCUGCAGUGGAGCACACAAGGUGUCUGUGUGUGUGUGUCUGUGUGUGUGUGUGUGUGUGUGUGUGUGUGUGUCUUGCUUUAUUGAGUUUAGAGGGUCUACAUUGGUAAGAAACACUGGCUGCAUCUCUUUAUAGAAACCAAAUUGGUUAUGGAAAGAGAUUGUCGAGCGAUCUUGGAGAGACAUAUGGUGGGGCAAAAUGCAAAAUGGAGAUCAGUGUCAAAUUGAUGCAAAUCCUCUAGCUGGUUUAAGUUUUAAUUCAGCAUAUGGAGAAGACCUCAGACAAAAAUAGUUUUAUAGAUCUGUAUCUUCUUUCCUCAGCUGUGCACAUUCAAAAAUGUUAAGGUACAGUUAUCCUUCAAGUGGAGAAGAUGGAAACUAAACUGGCAUAUAUUUUUUUGGUAGAAACUUACUAUAUACAGCCUGAGAACAUGGAAUUCACAGAAAGAACUCGUAAUUUUUUAAGAAUUUGAUGGGUUAUUACAUUAUACAUGUAAAUUAAACAAACAGUGCAGUGGAGUGACAAAAAGACUUUUAAAAUCCUGUAUACCACUGGAAUAAUUGUAAAUUAUAUUAAUACAAUAAAUGUUAGAUUAUUUUGUCUUUUGAAUUAUGGAUGGUGACUUGCUUCCCAUUUGUCCUCAAAAUCAUAUGCUAAUUCUUCCAGUUUUAUUAGAGCAAGGACAAUAAUGGCCACUUCAGAUGCAGAAUGAGAUAAUUAAUUAUCUAUUUAUACAAACAUAUUGUUUACAAGAUGGCAUUAUCACUUUAUUUGAUUCAGAAUUAAACAUGUGGGUUUAUUCACAAUACAUCCGGUUGGUUUUGGUAAGCACAGGACAUUCUUGUCAAGAUUUUAAUGUAUUAACGUGUCUUUGUUUUCUAAUACAUUAUAAUGUAUAAGUUGUAAACAUUUGAAGACUUUGACUACAAUAAUUUGAAUACCUUUAGACAUCGCACCCCAGGUUGGCCAUUAGAUUUAAUGGAUGGAACACACAACUAUGUUCUUUGCAGAAAUUGGACAAAAA
Messenger RNA from Alosa sapidissima (American shad), 3827 nucleotides. It is a transcript of the gene galnt10, whose product is annotated as polypeptide N-acetylgalactosaminyltransferase 10. Bases 139 to 1935 code for a protein of 598 amino acids. The record is from RefSeq and is a predicted model, not a curated record. The transcript has 12 exons. Gene Ontology annotation, cellular component: Golgi apparatus. NCBI's taxonomy places the organism in Eukaryota, Metazoa, Chordata, Actinopteri, Clupeiformes, Clupeidae.